GACCGGCUCUCCAGAAACCCAUCAGUGUUGCUUGAUACUUGGUUCAGUGCGUCGCGUCCCAACUACAAUCCAAAAAUAAAAUGGCUGACUUCUACUAUUUGCCCGGCUCCUCGCCCUGCCGCUCCGUCAUCAUGACCGCCAAGGCCGUCGGUGUUGAUUUGAACAAGAAGUUGCUCAAUCUGCAGGCUGGCGAGCAUCUGAAGCCUGAAUUCGUGAAGAUUAAUCCUCAGCACACCAUUCCCACCUUGGUGGACAAUGGAUUCGCUCUGUGGGAGUCGCGUGCCAUCCUCGUCUAUCUCGUGGAGAAGUACGGCAAGACCGACUCUCUGUACCCCAAGUGCCCCAAGAAGCGUGCCGUCAUCAACCAGCGACUGUACUUCGACAUGGGCACUCUGUAUCAGAGCUUCGCCAACUACUACUAUCCACAGGUGUUCGCCAAGGCGCCCGCCGAUCCGGAGGCCUUCAAAAAAAUCGAGGCUGCCUUCGAGUUCCUCAACACCUUCUUGGAGGGUCAGAACUAUGUUGCUGGUGAUUCACUGACAAUUGCCGAUAUUGCCUUGGUCGCCACUGUGUCCACAUUCGAGGUGGCUGGCUUCGACAUCAGCAAGUACGAAAAUGUGAACAAGUGGUACCAGAAUGCCAAGAAGGUGACUCCCGGCUGGGAUGAGAACUGGGCUGGAUGCUUGGAGUUCAAGAAAUACUUUGAAUAAGCCUUAUUCCUUUAUUGAAGUAUUAUAUUUUAUAUAAUAAUUUAUUCAUACUUAAUCACGAAAUGACAGGAAAUGAAGAUUUGAAUUCAUCAAAUGUUGUGUGUUAAUUUGCUGAUAUGCAAAAGAAACUUUUUUCUUAUAAUAAAAGUGUAUUCAUUUUUAUUGAAUACAAUAUAAGAGAUUA
Drosophila grimshawi is the source of this 894-nucleotide messenger RNA. Its product is annotated as glutathione S-transferase 1-1. NCBI's taxonomy places the organism in Eukaryota, Metazoa, Arthropoda, Insecta, Diptera, Drosophilidae. The transcript has 2 exons. The record is from RefSeq and is a predicted model, not a curated record. The coding region runs from base 81 to 710 and encodes 209 amino acids. Gene Ontology annotation, molecular function: glutathione transferase activity. Gene Ontology annotation, biological process: glutathione metabolic process.